AUGGCGAUUCAAAACAUUGUAAAGAUGAUGACGGUAAUUGCUUUGAAUACUGUAAAAUCAAAUGUGGUGGCCCAAAUCCACCCCAUGGUCCUUCUUCCGCCCCACGAAUAUAAUAAUGGGAAAACUAAAUGCAACAAUAGUGCUAAUGAUCUUUAUGAUUGUCAUGGCGGUCACAAUUCAAAACAUUGUAAAGAUGAUGACGGUAAUUGCUUUGAACGCUGUAAAAUCAAAUGUGGUGGCCCAAAUCCACCCCAUGGUCCUUCUUCCGUCACACAGAUUUUACAUGAGAGGCCAUCGAUAGAUGUUCAUGGAAGGCAACAAUGAUAAUAAAAAAAAUUGUAAAAGUUUUAUGAUGUUGUCUACUAUUUUUAACCUUAUGACACAAAUUCAAUAAAACAUUUU
Messenger RNA from Thlaspi arvense, 402 nucleotides. NCBI's taxonomy places the organism in Eukaryota, Viridiplantae, Streptophyta, Magnoliopsida, Brassicales, Brassicaceae. The record is from the annotation of a GenBank genome assembly.